Henningerozyma blattae CBS 6284 is the source of this 1638-nucleotide messenger RNA. It is a transcript of the gene PCT1, whose product is annotated as choline-phosphate cytidylyltransferase. Gene Ontology annotation, cellular component: nuclear envelope. Gene Ontology annotation, biological process: CDP-choline pathway. Gene Ontology annotation, molecular function: choline-phosphate cytidylyltransferase activity; phosphatidylcholine binding. Bases 1 to 1638 code for a protein of 545 amino acids. The transcript has a single exon. The record is from RefSeq and is a predicted model, not a curated record. Lineage: Eukaryota; Fungi; Ascomycota; Saccharomycetes; Saccharomycetales; Saccharomycetaceae.
AUGCCUGAAAAAUUAUCAAGGAAGGCUUCUUUGAGAAAGAAGUUGUCUUCUAAUUCUUUUACAAACCUAUUCAAGAUGAACAAAAAGAGAAAACGUGAUGAAGUUACAGAUACUUCUUCUACAAGUAAUAGUGGUGAUAUAAGUAAAAUACCUGGUACAGAUAGCUCGAUCGCCACCACUUCUACUUCUACUUCUACUUCUACUUCUACUACUACUUCUGCUAAUACUGCUUCAUCAAAAAAAAGCUCUAAUAGUAAUAGCUCCAAUGUUUCAACGCCUGCUAGGAAACGUCGUCGUAGUAAUAAUGGAACCGUUAGUACCACAUCAGAAUCUACUGCUAGUACCAAUACUAAUGACACUACGGAAUCGGUAGAUGAAGAAUGGUUAAAACGUGAAAAGGAGCUAGACGCAAACACUCCAUUGGAUUUGAAAAAAUAUAGACCAAAGGGGUUUUCUAUUAAUUUGCCGCCCACUGAUAGACCAGUUAGAAUUUAUGCAGAUGGGGUGUUUGAUCUUUUCCAUUUAGGUCAUAUGAGACAAUUAGAACAAUGUAAAAAGGCUUUUCCUAAUGUCUCUUUAAUUUGUGGUAUUCCAAAUGAUAAGAUCACUCAUAAGUUGAAAGGGCUAACAGUUCUUUCAGAUAAACAACGUUGUGAAACUUUAAGACAUUGUCGUUGGGUUGAUGAAGUUAUACCUGAUUCUCCUUGGUGUGUCACACCUGAAUUUUUAGAGAAACAUAAAAUCGAUUAUGUUGCUCAUGAUGAUUUACCGUAUGUUUCUGCUAAUAGUGAUGAUAUUUAUAAGCCAAUUAAAGAAAUGGGGAAAUUUUUAUCAACUCAAAGAACUGAAGGUGUUUCAACAAGUGACAUUAUCACCAAGAUCAUUAGAGAUUAUGAUAAAUAUUUAAUGAGAAACUUCGCAAGAGGUGCCACAAGACAAGAAUUAAACGUUUCAUGGUUGAAAAAAAAUGAAUUGGAGUUUAAAAAACAUAUUAGUGAUUUUAGAUCUUAUUUCAAGAAAAAUCAAACUCAAUUGAAUAACGCUUCUAAGGAUUUAUAUUUCGAAGUACGUGAAUUAUUAUUGAAAAAAACCUUGGGUAAUAAUUUAUAUUCAAAAUUAUCAAGUGAUCCAACAACAAAUUUGAAAAAUUUGAAAAAUUUAAGAAAUAUUAUUCGUAAGAAUAAAAAUAAAAAAAAUAUUCAAAAUAACAAAAAUAGUAAUGAAGAUGAUGAUGACGAUGAUGAUGAUGAAGACGAUAACUUAUUAUUGAAAAAUACUUCUCCAGCUUUAGAUUUCGUAAAAGAAUUUGCAGCUCAUUCUGGUCCCUCACCUUCAAUGAUUAAAAAGAGAAAAAAUAAAAAAUUACUAUCUUCUUCUUCAUCUAAUACUUCUUCAUCCUCAUCUUCCUCCUCUUCUAAUAAUGAUUCAGAAAGUGAUAAUACCAAUGAUAAUAAUAAUAAUAGUCCUACUGAAGACAGUAGUGAUGAUGAAGCUUAUAAGACAGAUGGUGCAGAACGUGACGCUCAUAAGAAUAAUGAUGAUGUAAAUAAUGAUGACGAUGAUGACAUGGACCAAAUGAGUAGUGAUGAAGAAAUAAAUAAGAAAAGAGUUACUGAUGUAGAAUCAGUAUCGGAUUAA